Messenger RNA from Solanum stenotomum, 1641 nucleotides. Its product is annotated as probable magnesium transporter NIPA6. The transcript has 9 exons. Gene Ontology annotation, biological process: magnesium ion transport. The record is from RefSeq and is a predicted model, not a curated record. Gene Ontology annotation, cellular component: membrane. NCBI's taxonomy places the organism in Eukaryota, Viridiplantae, Streptophyta, Magnoliopsida, Solanales, Solanaceae. Gene Ontology annotation, molecular function: magnesium ion transmembrane transporter activity. The coding region runs from base 94 to 1146 and encodes 350 amino acids.
UUGAGUUGAGAUUUGAUGACCCAAUAAGGAAAAACUGAUGAUUUUCAUAUUUCCAUGAAGAAAAGAAGAAGAAAGAUACAGUAACUUUUAAUCAUGGUUUUCUCUAAAGAUAAUAUGACAGGUAUUAUUUUGGCUCUGCUUUCAAGUGUGUUCAUAGGGACAAGUUUUAUUAUUAAGAAGAAAGGCCUUAGAAGAGCUGCUGUAGUCUCUGGUGUUAGAGCUGGUGUUGGUGGGUAUUCAUAUCUUUUGGAGCCCCUCUGGUGGAUUGGAAUGAUCACAAUGAUAGUCGGAGAGAUUGCAAAUUUUGUGGCAUAUGCUUUUGCUCCGGCGGUUCUUGUCACCCCUCUGGGUGCAUUGAGUAUAAUUGUCAGUGCUGUAUUGGCUCAGAUUAUUUUGAAGGAAAAGUUGCAUCCACUUGGAGUUUUGGGAUGUGUGCUGUGCAUUAUUGGUUCUGUUGUUAUAGUUGUCCAUGCACCACAGGAGCAUCCUAUCUCUUCUGUCAAAGAAAUUUGGUAUAUGGCAACUCAGAAAGCAUUUUUGCUCUACAUGGGAUCGGUCAUUGUCUUGGUUUUCAUUCUUGUCUUCUACUUUGCUCCUCAAUGUGGACACUCAAAUGUUCUUGUUUUCACUGGAAUCUGCUCAUUGAUGGGUUCUCUCUCGGUUAUGAGUGUUAAAGCCCUUGGUACUUCACUGAAGUUAACUGUUGAGGGAAAGAACCAGCUGAUCUAUCCGGAAACCUGGGCUUUUAUGUUUAUUGUGGCAGUUUGUGUCGUUACACAAAUGAACUAUCUCAAUAAGGCCCUUGAUACCUUCAAUACUGCUGUUGUCUCUCCUAUAUACUAUGUUAUGUUCACAACACUAACAAUCGUUGCCAGUGUCAUCAUGUUUAAGGACUGGGAUGGCCAGAACAUUGGGAGCAUUACAUCAGAAAUAUGCGGUUUCAUCGUUGUGCUCUCUGGAACCAUCUUGUUGCAUGUUACCAAAGAUGUGGAAAGAAGUUCAUCUUUCAGAGGUAAUUACACACCUACAUCCCCUUCGUUAUCAACACGACUAUGUAAUUCAAACGGGGAAUCACAUAAGCAUGAAGAAGAAGAUGAGUCGUAUUCUGAGGAAGCCGAUUCUAGAAGACAGGAUCUCCAGGUUUAACAUGAUUGCUUUAGAGAAGACCAAGACUCUUUUCUUAUUAUGUUCCACAAGGAACCAUGAUUCGCGGUUAGAAAUGUGAAGCAGACAACCAAUAAUCCAUCUGAAACCUUCAAAGCUGCUGCAAGCCUGCAACGCCUCAGUUUCGUUUUCUAUUGCAUCAGAUUUUUAACAGCAAGGUAAGGACUCUACAGGAUGUUAAAGAAAGAGUUGGUGGGAGAUCAUCAAAAGUUGUCGCGGACUGAAGCUAUACUGUUUGUUUAUAGUUAUAGGAGUUCCAAUUAUUGGUUUAUUGUACAUCAUUAUGAUCUAUAGAAGCAAAGUUGAAUGAUGAGAGCUUAAAUAGGAGCUCUCUGUGAUUAGAAGUGAUAUAAUUCAUUUUAGUUUUCUUCUUUUCUCUGUCCCUGUUGUAUAGCAAUAUUUGAUGUAUUGGGUAGAAUCUUUGUUUAUGUUUCAUUCUUUAGUGAACGUGAGACCACAAAGAUGUUUGAUUGAUUU